GUUCCGUUGCGAGUCGUCUCCUCGUUACACAACUUGUGUGAAGCUAACUGCGUGCCGUCAUCCAACAUGGUGGCAAUAGGAACAAUAUCGAUUUCAUCGCUCUCAUCGUCAGGUCAUUAUAAGGAUCAUGAUUUUCCACAUGUCUUUGCGCUCCAACCCGCUGUUAUGGAAAACAAAUCUGGCUGUCUGGAGAGCAUGGAGGUCAUGGAAGUUAAACUUGCACUCUUCUACAGUUUGUGCUUCUUCUGGGCCCGGUCCCCUGGACAGAUCUGAAGCAUUGUCUUCUGUUUCAAGCGAAAAGCCUCCGCACACUCCUGUCAUGCUUAAAGAAGUGCUUCAUUACUUAGACAUCCAAGUAGGUCAGGUGGUCCUGGACAUGACAUUUGGAGGUGGCGGUCAUACCAAAGCAAUGCUGAAUAUGGUCCCUGAAGUCACAGUCCUGGCUUUAGACCGAGAUCCAACAGCAAUUUCUCUGGCCGAGCAGUUAGCCAAGGAACACUCUGGUCGUGUGAAAUCAUUGCUUGGCCGAUUCAGCGAGCUUGAAACCCUGCUGUCAAACAUGAACAUUAAGCCAGGCAGCGUUGAUGCUGUCCUGUUGGAUGCUGGAUGCUCCUCCAUGCAGAUGGAUCAGGCAGAGAGAGGCUUCUCACUCAGCAAGGAUGGGCCCUUGGAUAUGAGAAUGGAUGGAGAAAGGUACCCCGACAUGCCCUGCGCUGCUGACGUUGUGAAUACCUUAGAUCAACAGGCUCUUGCAUCCAUCCUCACUGCAUAUGGGGAAGAGAGACACGCCAGGAAAAUAGCUUCAGCCAUUGUAGUGGCACGUCGCAUCAACCCCAUCACUCGGACACAGCAGCUGGCCAAUGUGGUAGCAGGAUCAUUUCCUCCUGCAGUCAUCUACGCUCGUAAAGAUCGACUCCACAGACCUGCACACGUGGCCACCAAGACUUUCCAAGCUCUGCGUAUCUUCGUGAACGACGAGCUGAAUGAACUUCAUGCAGGCCUGCGUGCUGCCCGUGCAGCACUGAAACCUGGAGGACGCCUCUGCGUACUCACCUUCCAUUCUCUGGAAGACAGACUGGUCAAACGUUUCCUCCAGGAUGAUGACUUGUCUAAUCUAGAUCAGUAUCACUUUAGCCCGAGGAAGCAAAGCACCGUAAAGGAAAAAAAAGAUGGUGGAAGUGUUUAUUGGGUUCAGCUGCAAAGGAAAGUGAUCACUCCAGAGAAGGACGACGUAAUAGAGAAUCCUCGAGGACGCUCAGCUAAACUAAGAGUAGCAGUCAGGCGGUAAUUAUGAGAGAAUAGAAAUUCAGUUUUCAUCAAAACAUUUUUACAACUAGAGACACUUUUUUACAAAGUUAAAAUCAGGUUAAGCAAAGCCAUUAAAGGUUGUUAAUGUGUUAGAGAAUGCUAUGGGUUCAUGAGGGCACUGAACAGUGUGGGGUGAAUGAAUCUCACACACAAAACGUCCUCUGGUUGGAGGAAACCAUGGAAAUACCAUGUGUCACAAAUAUGGUAUAUAUUCAAGAUGCCACCCAAAAGAGUGUGUGCCCCAUUUACUACAGCUAAGUCCUUAUGGCAUUGGCUCAGGUUUGAUUUCGACCAUCAGUCCCUUUGUUAUCGCCAUGUCCAUCCACUUCCUUUCUCCACAGUUUCCUGUUUAUAUUUGGCUCUGACUUGCACAGAAAAGCACUUUUUGCUUUAAAGGUCCAGUGUGUCAGAUUUAAGAG
Messenger RNA from Larimichthys crocea (large yellow croaker), 1727 nucleotides. RefSeq names its product methyltransferase 15, mitochondrial 12S rRNA N4-cytidine (gene mettl15). Gene Ontology annotation, molecular function: rRNA (cytosine-N4-)-methyltransferase activity. The record is from RefSeq and is a predicted model, not a curated record. Bases 128 to 1288 code for a protein of 386 amino acids. NCBI's taxonomy places the organism in Eukaryota, Metazoa, Chordata, Actinopteri, Sciaenidae. Gene Ontology annotation, biological process: rRNA base methylation. The transcript has 6 exons.